AUGUUUUCACUUUCAGGGAAGAGUUGGCCUGAUGGAUCAUGGCCGCCCUGCAAACUCGGGAUCAAAGUGUUGUCAGUUACGGGCUGCCUCUUGUGGCAAACCGGAGUAUCAUGCAAGUCAGUCGCGAUGAAGACAAAUUUUGGCUAUAAAUGGUCGUGCCUUUGA
Colletotrichum abscissum is the source of this 165-nucleotide messenger RNA. RefSeq lists its product as uncharacterized. The transcript has a single exon. Lineage: Eukaryota; Fungi; Ascomycota; Sordariomycetes; Glomerellales; Glomerellaceae. The coding region runs from base 1 to 165 and encodes 54 amino acids. The record is from RefSeq and is a predicted model, not a curated record.